Messenger RNA from Penicillium diatomitis, 198 nucleotides. RefSeq lists its product as uncharacterized. Lineage: Eukaryota; Fungi; Ascomycota; Eurotiomycetes; Eurotiales; Aspergillaceae. The record is from RefSeq and is a predicted model, not a curated record. Bases 1 to 198 code for a protein of 65 amino acids. The transcript has 2 exons.
AUGAUCUUGAUUGGAAACUCGCAUGAAAUCUGUCCUAGUGGCUUGCGACUCUACGAUGUCUUUAUGGAAUUGAACCAAGGGGUUCUGGGCUCUCGUUCUUCCCUCUCUAUUCCUAAUGAGGUGCAGGAGAAUGCGCAGGGUAUGGAUAGCUACGAGAAUCAACAGGAACGACGGGCAAACCUGGAAGAAAGCCAUUGA